Molecule: messenger RNA, 2085 nt
Organism: Phlebotomus argentipes
Lineage: Eukaryota; Metazoa; Arthropoda; Insecta; Diptera; Psychodidae
Product: amidophosphoribosyltransferase-like
Exons: 5
Coding region: 277-1824 (515 amino acids)
Biological process (GO): purine nucleobase biosynthetic process; purine nucleotide biosynthetic process
Molecular function (GO): amidophosphoribosyltransferase activity
Source: RefSeq, a predicted model, not a curated record
CGGUUCCAAUAUUUCGUCUCCCUUCUGGAUCGUUAUUGCUAAUCGACAAACAAAUAGUUAGGGAUGUGCUUCGCUGCGUCGCAAGUCUAAUCAGUGCGCUGGAAUUGAGACAGCCUCGUAGAAGCCAAGUUCCACGUGGUGCGCACGACGAGCGCAAUUGUUGGUAAAUCAUUGUGAGUGAGAGAUAGUUUGUGAGCGAGCGAGACGGCAGAGCGGGAGAACAGGUAAAGACAGUCCAAUCUCAAGGAGAGCGAGAGCACAGGGAAGAGAGUAGAAAUGGAAAAUCCCGCGGGAAACCAGAACAAAGAGGAAGAGCCCAGCGGCGGCGAGACACGGGUGGAGCAGACUGGAUUGAGGCAUGAGUGCGGCGUGUUCGGCGCCGUGGCGUGCAGCGACUGGGAUGUGGCGCAGACGGUGUGCCUGGGCCUCGUGGCGCUGCAGCACCGCGGCCAGGAGUCGGCAGGCAUCGUGACGAGCGAGGGCAAGUGCGCCAAAAACUUCAACGUCUACAAGGGCAUGGGCAUGAUCAACAACAUCUUCGACGACGACGCCAUGCGCCGCCUGCGCGGCGGCCUGGGAAUCGGCCACACGCGCUACUCCACGUCCGCGGCUUCUGAGGAGGUCAAUUGCCAGCCCUUCGUCGUGCACACGGCGCACGGCGUCAUGGCGGUGGCGCACAAUGGCGAGCUGGUGAACUGCGAGAGCCUGCGGAGGGACGUGCUGUCUCGCGGCGUCGGCCUGUCCACGCACAGUGACAGCGAGCUCAUUACACAGGCGCUGUGCCUCAAUCCGCCCGAGGGCGAAGUCAACGGGCCGGACUGGCCGGCGCGCAUCCGCCACCUGAUGGACCUGGCGCAGCUCUCCUACUCGCUGGUCAUCAUGAUGAAGGACAAGAUCUACGGCGUGCGCGAUCCCUACGGCAAUCGCCCACUCUGCAUCGGCAAGAUCGUGCCGCUGAGCAGCAAAUCCUCCAAAGUGGAGUCCAUGAAUGCCGAGGGUUGGGUGAUCUCGAGCGAGAGCUGUGGCUUCCUCUCAAUCGGCGCCAGGUAUGUUCGGGAAGUGCAACCGGGCGAGAUAGUGGAGAUCACUCGCAAUGGAAUCCGCACAAUUGACAUUGUCGAGCGUCCGGAGAAGAAGAAGCAAGCGUUCUGCAUCUUCGAGUACGUGUACUUCGCCCGAUCCGACUCAUAUUUUGAGGGACAAAUGGUCUAUUCCGUGCGACUGCAGUGUGGCAGACAGCUGGCCCGCGAAGCUCCCGUGCAGGCAGACAUCGUGAGCUCCGUGCCAGAGUCUGGCACAGCCGCAGCCCACGGAUAUGCCAGAGAAUCUGGCUUGCACUUCGCUGAGGUGCUGUGCAAGAACCGAUACGUUGGCAGGACAUUCAUUCAGCCCUCAACGCGUCUUCGUCAGCUGGGCGUGGCCAAGAAGUUCGGCGCCUUGACAGAGAAUGUGGCCGGGAAGAGGCUAAUCCUGAUCGACGACUCAAUCGUGCGCGGCAACACAAUCGGGCCGAUCAUCAAGCUGCUAAGAGACGCCGGCGCUACGGAGGUGCACAUCCGCAUCGCCAGCCCGCCACUGCUCUAUCCCUGUUACAUGGGCAUCAACAUUCCCACGCGCGAGGAGCUCAUCGCCAACCGCAUGGACGCCCAGGCGCUCGCGCGCCACGUCGGCGCCGACAGUCUCGAGUACCUCAGCGUCGAGGGACUCGUGCGCGCCGUGCGUCUGGACCUGAAGUCGGACCAGCCAAAGGACCAGAUCGGGCAUUGCACGGCCUGCCUCACCGGAGAGUAUCCCGGAGGCAUUCCCGAGGAGCUGAGCUGGUGAAGGGCCUCUCCACCCAAUCUUCCUUCCCUUAACGACCCCAAAUCAACGGAGUUGAUUGGACUAUUCUUUUACGGAAAUUGUACAAAUCGCACUGAUUCUUUCAUGUACAAUUUAUUCUCUCUACAUGUCGAAUAUCAAAUGGAGAAGCGCAACUAUUUUAUUAUACUAAUUAAUGGUCUGAGAGGCAUAGGUAAGAAAUCAUUGUAAAACGUCUUCAGAGGCUGGAAUUUCAAUAAAUCCCUCAAUUUAUCAACUCUCUAA